AUGUUAUCUACUAAUGCAACCUCCCUCGUCUUCUCUUGCCGUGCUUGCGCCGGAGACCUCUCCCAUGGUCCCACCUCCUUCCCUCGCAUCUUCCAGUCCAUCUCACUUCCCGCCACUUCCGCCGUCGCCGGUGGCCUCAAAAUCGGUCAACCUCACGACGGGGUAGCACCAGUCGUCGAGGGCGGCGGCGCCGCUGCUAGACGCGCCGGCGGGAAUGAGGGGAUGAGGGUGAAAGCGAAGGAGAGGAAAUGGUCGCGGAAUAGAGAAGGCUACAUGGUUGAUAAUGGUGAGCCCCUUCCACUUCCAAUGGGUUAUCCUGAUUCGUCUCCUGUUUCGCCGGAAGAAAUUGAUGAGCGUCUGAAAUGUGACCCUGAAUUGGAGGAUUGUAAAGAAGUGGUUUAUGAAUGGACUGGGAAGUGUCGGAGCUGCCAAGGAUCUGGAUAUGUAAGCUACUAUAACAAAAGAGGGAAAGAGGUUACUUGCAAAUGCAUUCCUUGUAUGGGAAUUGGAUACGUGCAGAAGAUAACAGCUCGCAAAGAUAUCGAUUUAAUGGAGGAUUUAGAUAAUGGAAAACCGUCUUGA
Molecule: messenger RNA, 582 nt
Organism: Lathyrus sativus (Indian pea)
Lineage: Eukaryota; Viridiplantae; Streptophyta; Magnoliopsida; Fabales; Fabaceae
Source: the annotation of a GenBank genome assembly